Molecule: messenger RNA, 1140 nt
Organism: Macrosteles quadrilineatus (aster leafhopper)
Lineage: Eukaryota; Metazoa; Arthropoda; Insecta; Hemiptera; Cicadellidae
Exons: 2
Coding region: 1-1140 (379 amino acids)
Source: RefSeq, a predicted model, not a curated record
AUGAACAACCAGUCUCCUGGACUACUGGCGACUACUCUUCGGGAUACCCCGGACUACGUGAAGGCUCAGCUCGGAAAACUCUCCACCAUCAGACGAGAUUUGCGGAAGCAACGUGAGAGAUCUCUCCCUGCCCUUCCAAGGAACGUCACCAAGUUGGAUAUUUCACCAGAGUUUGCUGUGACUGGAGGAGAGGAUUCUCGGCCCUUCCUAAUCCAUGACAGCGGCCCUCGUAGAGACAGGUUCGUCGUUUUUGGAACGCCAGAAAAUGUUGAUAUCUUAGGGAGGGCAAAAGUGUGGUGCAUGGACGGAACUUUCAAAACAUCUUCAAGACUGUUUCAACAGUCGUACGUAAUACGUGCAAUCGAAGACAAUGUGUGUACGACAUGCAUUUAUGCAUUCAUGACAAACAAAACCGAAAUUAUGUAUAAGGGGGUUUUUGCAGUUGUGCUAAAUCAAAUAACUCAGCGGGGGCAUGCAUCACGUCCAGAAAUAGUUAUGAUGGACUUUGAGAAAGGGGCCAUGAACGCGGUGAACAAUGUUUUUGGUAGUGGUGUACAAGUGAAGGGGUGUUUUUUUCACUUAUGCCAGAGCACUUGGCGGCACAUCCAGGGGAACGGGAUAGUGAAACUCUACAAGAGUCGUCCUGACAUCAAGCUCCACUGCGGUAUGCUGGAUGCUCUGGCCUUCCUACCGGUGGCAGAUGUACCAGCUGGAAUGCUCUUCCUUUGGGCGUCUGCUCCAGUAGAGCUGGCAGACAUCCUGCUAUACUUCGAGCAAACGUACGUCGGGGGACAGGUCGGCACCAAUAGUUCAGCUCCCUUUCCUCCUCCUGUGUGGAACAUGAAUACCAUUGUUCUCCAGGACCUGCAGAAAACAAACAAUUUCUGCGAGUCUUGGAACAACAGGUUCCAGCACCUUGUGGGUUGUACAAACCCAUCAUUCUGGACGGUCCUUCGAGCGAUUCAGAAGGACGAGGCUCUGGAGCGCACUAGUCGACUGCUACCAUCAGAACUACGACAGGUGAAUAAAAAAGAGCGGGCUUUAAGAGAAGUAAUUAAGGAAAAAUGUAUCGAGUACCGCUCAGGUAUAAUGAACAUGGAGACAUUUUUACUCCAGGUUGGCUCGAAGAUGAGGUUUUAA